Molecule: messenger RNA, 3802 nt
Organism: Papilio machaon (common yellow swallowtail)
Lineage: Eukaryota; Metazoa; Arthropoda; Insecta; Lepidoptera; Papilionidae
Gene: Nmdar2
Product: glutamate receptor ionotropic, NMDA 2B
Exons: 16
Coding region: 452-3637 (1061 amino acids)
Biological process (GO): synaptic transmission, glutamatergic; monoatomic ion transport; modulation of chemical synaptic transmission
Cellular component (GO): postsynaptic membrane; plasma membrane
Molecular function (GO): NMDA glutamate receptor activity; transmitter-gated monoatomic ion channel activity involved in regulation of postsynaptic membrane potential
Source: RefSeq, a predicted model, not a curated record
GGAUCUUUCGGAUAGUUUUCGUGGCUAAAAUUCGGUAGGAGCGGUUACUUGAAGUAUAUCUUCGGCGUGGGGCUUAAUGGGGCUUUGUCAACGCUUAGCCAGUUACAUAAUGGACUGGGAGGCGUGGAGCUGGUGCUCGGCGCAGGCGCGAAGGGCGGAGGGCGCGCGAGGGAUGAGGGCGCGUCAGUCGGCGGUCGGCGCUCAGCGACUCAAGCUGGUCCGCGCCGCGCCCCUCACCGCCAGAGCGUGGCUCGGGGCGUGGCGCUUACGUAAACACGCGUGGUGGUACUCGCUGUAGGCCAGAAGCUGAAGCAGUAUCCGUCCUAGAACGACCCCAUGUCGGUCCGCCGCUUACCCGAUAUAUGUGGAUAGCUAACAGCAGGCCGCUGCGCUGUCGCCGCGGCCACUGCCACCAUCGUCGCUUAUCGCGCUUAUAGCAUCAAAAGCCGAGAUGCAGGCGCGCAGUGCGCUGAUGGCGCUGGCGGCAUUGGGAGCGCUGGCGGCGGCGAGCGCGGAGCGCGCGGGCGGCAUCAAGGUGGGAGGCACAGCGGGCGCGGCGGGUGCGGGCGUUGGCGGCACGCGUGACGGCGGGCGCGGCGGCGGCGUGCGGCUGGGAGGCGACGGACUGCGGCGCGCGCGCACUUCACCCGCGCCCGCAGCUCCCCGCGCCCCCUCUGUCAUCACCGCUGCGCUUGUCGUACCACAUAAGGCUUUCGGCGCGCGCGACUACACGCGAGCAGAGAAAGCGGCCUUAGCGAAACUCCCGCGCAAACUACAGAAACUCUUCUCGCAUGUGCGCCUCAACAUUACCCUUUCUAUGCAAGGCCUCACGCCCAGUCCGAUGUCUAUCUUGGACUCGUUAUGUAAAGAAUUUUUAGCAGUCAAUGUGUCUGCUAUCCUUUAUCUUAUGAAUCAUGAACAAUACGGGCGCUCUACUGCCUCUGCACAAUAUUUUCUACAACUUGCCGGAUAUCUUGGCAUACCGGUUAUCGCAUGGAAUGCGGACAACAGCGGGCUCGAGAAGCGAGCUGCCCAUGCCUCCUUACGACUUCAGCUGGCCCCGUCCAUAGAACACCAAACUGCCGCCAUGUUGUCGAUAUUAGAACGAUACAAGUGGCAUCAGUUCAGCGUCGUCACGUCCGCCAUUGCUGGCCACGACGACUUUAUACAAGCCGUCAGGGAAAGAGUUACCGCUCUACAAGAUCGAUUCAAGUUCACGAUAUUAAAUGCGAUUGUGGUGAAGAGGGGGUCAGAUUUGAAUGAGUUAGUGACGAGUGAGGCAAGGGUCAUGUUAUUGUACGCCACAAGGGAGGAAGCCGCUGAUAUUUUAUCAACGGCAAGAGAUUUACACCUGACAGGAGAAAAUUUCGUAUGGAUUGUUACACAGAGUGUGCUCGGCUCUAUGCAGCAACCAAACAAGUUCCCAGUUGGAGUACUAGGUGUGCAUUUCGAUACUUCUUCUGUGAUCCCGGAGAUCGCGACGGCGGUGAAGGUUUUCGCAUACGGCGUAGAGUCGUUCGUGUCGGAAGCAGAGUACGCCCGCUACCCGCUGGGCACGAGGCUGUCGUGCAGCGGCGCGGGCACGGGCGAGGCGCGCUGGUCAACCGGCGAGCGAUUCUACCGCCACUUGCGGAACGUCAGCGUCGAAAGCGACGGCGGACGACCGAACAUUGAAUUUACGCCCGAAGGAGAAUUGAAGGCGGCUGAAUUAAAAAUCAUGAAUCUUAGGCCCGCGAUGGGUGAACAGUUAGUAUGGGAAGAAAUCGGAACAUGGAAUUCUUAUCCACGAGAACGGUUAAUAAUCAAAGACAUAGUGUGGCCUGGUGGGUUACACACUCCACCGCAAGGUGUACCGGAAAAAUUUCAUAUGAGGAUAACAUUUUUGGAGGAACCACCGUACAUAAAUCUUGCGCCGCCAGACCCCGUGAGCGGACGAUGUUCACUAGACCGUGGGGUCAUUUGUCGUGUUGCGCCUGAAGUCGAUGUUGCUGGUAUAGAAGCGGGGACGGCGCACAGGAACAGCUCGUUAUAUCAGUGCUGCAGCGGCUUCUGCAUCGACCUGCUGCAGCAGCUGGCGGAGCAGCUCGGCUUCACGUACGAGCUCGUGCGGGUGGAGGACGGCCGCUGGGGUACACUGCACCACGGUAAAUGGAACGGUCUCAUUGCGGAUCUCGUUAAUAAGAAAACAGACAUGGUUCUAACAUCAUUAAUCAUAAAUUCAGACCGCGAGGCUGUUGUAGACUUUAGCGUACCAUUUAUGGAGACGGGCGUAGCGAUUGUUGUGGCGAAAAGAACCGGUAUAAUAUCACCGACGGCUUUCCUGGAACCCUUCGACACGGCGUCGUGGAUGUUGGUCGGCGCCGUCGCGAUACAGGCCGCCACAUUCUCUAUAUUCUUUUUUGAGUGGCUCUCUCCGAGCGGGUUCGAUUGCUCGACUGGAAAUAAUUCAAAACGAAUCCCUCAAAAUCGGUUCUCACUUUGCAGAACGUAUUGGAUCGUGUGGGCUGUAUUGUUUCAGGCGUCUGUCCAUGUGGACUCGCCGCGGGGUUUCACGGCUCGGUUCAUGACGAACAUGUGGGCGAUGUUCGCGGUGGUGUUCCUCGCCAUAUACACUGCUAACUUAGCGGCCUUCAUGAUCACUCGCGAGGAAUUCCACGAGCUGAGCGGCCUGGACGAUCCGCGGAUAGCCAGGCCCCUGUCCCAGCGGCCGCCUCUAAAGUUUGGCACGGUGCCUUGGUCGCACACGGACGCUACUCUAGCUAAAUACUUUCCAGAACCCCAUGCCUAUAUGGCGCAAUUCAACCGGAGUACGGUAGGCGCUGGUGUGACGAGCGUACUCACCGGUGAACUCGAUGCGUUUAUAUAUGAUGGCACUGUACUCGACUAUUUAGUAUCCCAAGACGAAGACUGCCGACUUCUAACAGUAGGUUCGUGGUAUGCGAUGUCCGGCUAUGGAUUAGCGUUCACGCGUAAUUCUAAAUAUCUUAGUAUGUUCAACAAAAGAUUGCUAGAUUUGCGUUCAAACGGAGAUCUUGAAAGAUUACGCAGGUAUUGGAUGACGGGUACGUGCAAGCCUAACAAGCAGGAGCACAAGUCGUCGGACCCGCUGGCGCUGGAGCAGUUCCUUUCGGCAUUUCUGCUGCUGAUGGCCGGCAUCCUGCUGGCGGCGCUGCUGCUGCUACUCGAACACGUCUACUUCCGCUACGUGCGCGACCACCUCGCCGCCUCCCGCGUCGGCUCCUGCUGCGCCCUCGUCUCGCUCUCUAUGGGACAAUCCUUGUCAUUUCACGGCGCGGUGGUGGAGGCGGCGUCGCGCGGCUUCGGCGCGGCACACCGCGGCCAUUGCCGCUCGGCGGUGUGCGCGGCACAAGUGUGGCGCGCACGUCACGAGCGCGACGCGGCGAUGGCGCGCGCGCGGCAGUUGGCGGCGGCGCUGGCGGUGCACGGACUGCAGCCGCCGCCGCGCCGCCUGGCCUCCGCGGCCGCGCUGCUGGCGGGCGGCGCGCCGCACGACGCCACCAGGCCCCGCACGCUGCGCGCGCCCGCAGACCUACUGCCCGAACUCGACCGUCCCCUCUCUUGCGGCGAUCUGCGCUCCAGAGAGCGGACGCGAGUGGAAAUGGAAACUGUGCUGUGAGGUGUAUUUUGCACCACCCCAUUUCAAUUCCUAAGGCUGUUCUCUUACACCAAGUUAUACAAAACAAAGUUAGUUUAUAAUUAAGUUAAAUAAAACAGAUAAAAGGAAAUUGUAAUUAUUAAAUAAAUUAUUCCAAUUAUUAAAACAGAGAGAAGGACGUAGAUA